UGGAGGUGAAGGACCGCCUGUCCCCACUCUGUAUUUUGCUGUCAAUGGCUUUCGGGACUUAUUUUAUUUGAAUGUCUGGGCGAUACAAGUGACCAAUAAUGGAUAUUCUAUGGAUAUUAUGGACCAUACCGGCCGUAAUAGCUGUUGAAGAGACGCUCAUGGACUCGACUACAGCCACCGCGGAGCUCGGCUGGACGGUCUACCCCGUGUCAGGGUCCAGUGACAACAGCUGGGAGGAGGUGAGCGGCUAUGAUGAGAACAUGAACACCAUCCGGACGUACCAGGUCUGCAAUGUUUUCGACAACAAUCAGAACAACUGGGUACGGACAAAGUACAUCAGGCGUCGAGGCGCUCAGCGGAUCCACGUGGAGAUGAAGUUCUCAGUGAGGGACUGCAGUAGCAUCCCUAAUGUGCCGGGCUCCUGUAAAGAGACAUUUAACCUGUACUACUAUGAAUCUGACGCCGACACGGCCACGAGGAACUCUCCCGCGUGGAUGGAGAACCCGUGGAUUAAAGUGGACACCAUCGCUGCAGACGAGAGCUUCUCUCAGGUGGACCUCGGGGGCCGAGUGAUGAAAAUCAACACGGAGGUUCGGAGUUUUGGCCCCGUUUCAAAAAACGGCUUCUACUUGGCCUUCCAGGACUACGGCGGCUGCAUGUCGCUCAUCGCCGUCCGGGUGUUUUACCGGAAGUGUGCCCGCAUCAUCACCAACGGAGCGCUGUUCCAGGAGACGCUCUCGGGGGCAGAGAGCACAUCCCUGGUGGCGGCGAGAGGCGUUUGCAUCCCCAACGCCGAGGAGGUAGAUGUGCCCAUUAAGCUGUACUGCAACGGAGACGGAGAGUGGAUGGUACCCAUCGGACGCUGCAUGUGCAAGGCCGGGAACGAGGCUGUGGAGAACGGGACCGUUUGUCGAGCCUGUCCCUCGGGCUUUUUCAAACCGACACAGGGAGAUGAAGCCUGCUUACAGUGUCCCAUCAACAGUCGCACCACCAGCGAAGGCGCCAUCAACUGCGUCUGCCGGAAUGGAUACUACCGCACCGACUCAGAUCCUCUCCAGAUGCCCUGCACAACCGUCCCAUCAGCUCCUCAGACCGUCAUCUCCAGCGUGAAUGAAACCUCCGUCAUGCUGGAGUGGAUGCCUCCUCGGGAUUCAGGCGGCCGGGAGGACGUGGUCUUCAACAUCAUCUGUAAGAGCUGCGGUGGAGGUCGUGGAGGCUGCACGCGCUGUGGGGACAACGUUCAGUUUCUGCCCCGUCAGCUGGGUUUGACAGAAAACCGGGUCUACAUCAGCGACCUGCUGGCCCACACGCAGUACACGUUCGAGGUGCAGGCUGUCAACGGGGUGUCAGAUCAGAGCCCGUACUCCCCUCAGUACUCCUCAGUCAACAUUACCACUAACCAGGCUGCUCCAUCGACUGUUUCCAUAAUGCACCAGGUCAGCCGCACUGUGGACAGCAUCACCCUCUCCUGGUCCCAGCCUGACCAGCCUAAUGGAGUCAUCCUGGACUAUGAGCUGCAGUACUAUGAGAAGGACCAGCCAGAAGUGAACGCCACCGCCAUCAGGAGCCAGACCAACACGGUGGUCAUCCGCGGCCUCAAAUCAGGCAGCAUCUACGUGUUCCAGGUCCGGGCCCGCACCGUCGCAGGGUUUGGACGCUACAGCGGCAAACUGUACUUCCAGACCAUGACUGAGGAGGAAUACAACACCAGCAUUCAGGAGAAGCUUCCUCUUAUUAUUGGCUCGGCGGCUGCUGGCUUGGUCUUCCUCAUUGCUGUGGUCGUCAUCGUCAUCGUCUGUAACCGGCGUGGCUUCGACAGGGCAGACUCAGAAUACACCGACAAACUGCAGCACUACACCAGCGGCCACAUGACUCCAGGAAUGAAGAUAUAUAUUGAUCCGUUCACAUAUGAGGACCCCAACGAGGCUGUGAGGGAGUUCGCUAAGGAGAUUGAUAUAUCCUGUGUGAAGAUUGAGCAGGUCAUUGGUGCAGGAGAGUUUGGAGAGGUGUGCAGCGGUAACCUGAAGCUCCCCGGUAAAAGGGAGAUGUUUGUGGCCAUUAAAACUCUAAAGUCCGGCUACACGGAAAAGCAAAGGCGGGACUUUCUCAGCGAGGCGAGCAUCAUGGGUCAGUUCGACCAUCCUAAUGUCAUCCGCCUGGAGGGCGUGGUCACCAAGAGCAGCCCGGUCAUGAUCGUCACUGAGUUCAUGGAGAACGGAUCGCUGGACUCCUUCCUCAGACAAAACGACGGGCAGUUCACCGUCAUCCAGCUGGUGGGGAUGCUGCGCGGCAUCGCCUCAGGCAUGAAGUACCUGGCCGACAUGAACUAUGUGCACCGCGACUUGGCUGCUCGCAACAUCCUGGUCAACAGCAACCUGGUGUGCAAGGUGUCCGACUUCGGCCUCUCGCGCUUCCUGGAGGAUGAUACUUCAGACCCGACAUACACCAGCGCUCUGGGAGGGAAGAUUCCUAUCCGAUGGACUGCACCCGAAGCCAUCCAGUACAGGAAGUUCACCUCGGCUAGCGAUGUGUGGAGCUACGGCAUCGUCAUGUGGGAAGUCAUGUCCUACGGAGAGCGGCCGUACUGGGACAUGACCAAUCAGGAUGUCAUCAACGCCAUAGAGCAGGACUACCGGCUGCCCCCGCCCAUGGACUGUCCCAGCGCGCUGCACCAGCUCAUGCUGGACUGCUGGCAGAAGGACCGCAACAACCGGCCCAAGUUCAGCCAGAUCGUGAACAACCUGGACAAGAUGAUCCGCAAUCCCAACACGCUGAAGGCCAUGACCCCGCUGUCUUCUGGUGUUCACCUCCCCCUCCUGGACCGCAGCAUCCCCGACUUCUCCAGCUUCAGCACCGUGGACGAGUGGCUGGACGCCAUCAAGAUGGGCCAGUACAAAGACAACUUCGCCAACGCUGACUUUUCUACAUUCGACGUGGUGUCCCAGAUGACCAUGGAUGACAUCCUGAGGGUGGGAGUGACGUUAGCGGGUCAUCAAAAGAAGAUCCUGAACAGCGUCCAGAUGAUGCGGGCACAGAUGAACCAGAUCACGUCUGUGGAGGUCUGACCCUCCGAGCACAGCAGAGGGGGGAGAUUAUAAAAAAAAAAAAAAAAGAAAAGGCUGUUGGGGAUGCAGGGCUCUGGGUUGCGGAGGAUGGAGUGGAUGUUUUUUUUUUUGGCAGUUACAGUGUGUCUGGUCUUCCCUCCAGACUACCAAUCAUCCCCCCGCUCCCUCUCUCCUCCUCCUCCUCCUCUUACCCCUUCACCCUGACUCUCCCUCCAUCCUCGGGAUCAGCUGUGGGGAGUCGUGGAAGCGGAAGUCCAUAAAGCGCGGUCCCCACAGCCGGACCCACCUCUGGAGCUAGAAACACAGGAGGUUAGAAGUGACCAGCAACACAUUCUUCAAUCUUCCACCAGUUUUUCAUUUGAUGUUGGACUUUCAUUUUCAUUUUUUUUUCUUUUUUUGGUUUGUUUGUUCUGAUAAUUUUGUAAAGAAUUUUCUAAAGACAUAAAAAAAAAUGAAAAACUGAGUAAAAGGCGAGGAGUUUAUCUAAAUUUAUAGAUGAUUAUAAGGUUGUAAACUAGACGGACUGAGUAGGAAAGCUACCCUUUAAAAGGGCAACAAAAAAAAUAAAGAAACAAGGAAGUGAAGGCCAUCCUCGACGCGAUGUGGAUAUUGUCUCUGCCAGGUCUAAUUUUGGACGUCCGGAGGAAACAGCAGCGAGUGUUGAAGAGGCCGAUGGACCCUACGUGCACUCCAAUCUGUUCCCCCCAGGAGAGAAAAUAAAUUAAAAACCAUACAAGGGACUAUUUCUUUUGACAUGGACUGAUGUCAAAAAUCAUUCAAAGUGACAAUUCACACGGUGAAAUCCAGAAAAAGAGUAAGAAAAAAAAGUUUUUCAUCAUUGCAAGUAAUUUUCUAUAUUGUGUGAAUUUCUGUGAUGAAGAUUCCGUCUCACCAUGCUUCCUCUCACUGCGAUCGAAACGACAAGUUUGUUUUUAUUUUGACCUUUACACGCUCACACCUUGCCUAAUAGAAAAUCUCUGAUUUUUUUGCAACCCCCGAUCAUGAUCCUGUACUGUACAUAUCAAACGCACCUGACCUGCCAUAAAACGCAAAGACUCAAAACAGAAAACAAAAAAGAAAAAGAUUCAAAGAGGAGAAGAAGUGACUACAGGGAGGAUCACACUGUUGGUACCUUCAGUUUUCUUCCCUUACUGUGUGAAACUACAAAUAAAACAACAACCUCCUACGUAGAGUCACACCAAAAGAAACAGGUUCUACUGUUUACAUCGCGUUCAUACAGCGCGUCCUCAUCCUCGUUCAUCUCCUGUGCACACGUUCGCACGGAGAGCGGCAGCAGCUCCCGAUGCGUCGGGACGCGUCUUUGAUAGCAUGCUGAGUGAGUGCUUAAUUUCACAGUGCUUUGAUUUGCUGCAAUUUACUGCAACUCUGUUUGGUGAGAGCUUGAGUUUGACACACUUUACAGAGUAUAAUGUGGCUGCAUUAUAUUCACCCUUUCUUCUUCUUCUUCUUCCAGUUUUUUUUUUUUUCCUUUUGGAGAUUUUAUGUUGAAAGUAUUAAAGUUUUGAUACCACACACACUCUCACACAAACACGCCGUCAUGAAUAGACUUUACAAUCAGGCAUUUGUUCAAGGAAAAACAAGAAUGCUAUGUGUUAUAUUUUUGCAAUGUCUGUAUGGAUGUUAUUGAAAUGUUAUUGUUACCACUUUUAUUUUCCUGCACUGAGUCUACUGUUUGACUCCAAAAAAAAACCAAAAAAAAACACUCUGGAUCUUCCAUCAA
Molecule: messenger RNA, 4806 nt
Organism: Labrus bergylta (ballan wrasse)
Lineage: Eukaryota; Metazoa; Chordata; Actinopteri; Labriformes; Labridae
Gene: ephb2b
Product: eph receptor B2b
Biological process (GO): protein phosphorylation; ephrin receptor signaling pathway; axon guidance
Cellular component (GO): plasma membrane; dendrite
Molecular function (GO): transmembrane-ephrin receptor activity; protein binding; ATP binding
Source: RefSeq, a predicted model, not a curated record